This is a messenger RNA of Caenorhabditis auriculariae, 1042 nucleotides long. NCBI's taxonomy places the organism in Eukaryota, Metazoa, Nematoda, Chromadorea, Rhabditida, Rhabditidae. The record is from the annotation of a GenBank genome assembly.
AUGGUGGCCCCAUCUCCGUACCGUACCGCAAUCAUUGAUUGUGUCAAAAGUGGAAUGACAAAUUCAGAGAUCGUUAAAAAGCUGAAAGUGUCUCGUGUUCUCGUUUUUCGAACUGCACAACGCUAUCGGCGUCUCGGUACUUCAGAUGACAUCCAAAGAAGGGGACGUCCAGUCACCGUCACGACUCCAGAAGCAGUCAAAGCCGUUCGAGAGAAAAUCAGACGCACUGAGAAAGAUGUCAAAAAAACAUGAGAAAGAUGUCAAAAGAAUACGAAAUGAGUCGAGAAUCGAUGAGAACUAUUGUCAAGGACAAGCUGAAGAUGAUUCCCUACCGUAUGCAGAAAGGAGCCUUCCUCAAUCAAAAAAACAAGACAUUGCGGAUGAAAAAGGCUUGAAAGCUGCUCGCUGGCACGUAAGAUGGCUCGCAUCUGACGACGCUAUUUACCGACGAGAAAAUCUUCACUGUGGAGGCGAACAAGAACGGCCAAAAUCAUCGGAUCAUCGCUACUGACUAUCAGAGUACCUGUGAAAAAGGAAAUCUGAAUAAAACUUCGCAUCCGGCUUCCGUGAUGGUUUUUGCCGGAAUCACCGCUGACGGCAAAACUCCGCUGAUUUUUGUGGAUCCUGGAGUCAAAGUGAACCGAGUAUACUACAGGGAGUAGAUUUUGAAGUUGAGGGUGUUGCCCUAAGCCAAUUCUCACUACGGAAACCGACCAUGGACCUUCCAGCAAGACUGCGCCCGCGCUCAUCGUGCCAAAGGGACUCAAGAGUGGUAUCGCGCCAAUUUUUCGAGUUCAUCUCGGCUGCUGAUUGGAUUGCUUCCUCGCCCGACCUCAACCCGAUGGACUAGGCCGUGUGGAUAUAUCUGACCGAGAAGGUCUCUUCUAAGAACUACCCAAGUAUCAAAGCUCUGAAGACCGCGCUCAUCAAGAAAUGGGACGAAAUCGACGACGACUACCUUCGUGCCGUGAUCGAUGCGUAUCCGAAGAGACUGAAGGCCGUUAUCACUGCUAAAGGAGGACGUUUUGAAAACUAUCCUUGA